Pelobates cultripes (western spadefoot toad) is the source of this 402-nucleotide messenger RNA. NCBI's taxonomy places the organism in Eukaryota, Metazoa, Chordata, Amphibia, Anura, Pelobatidae. The record is from the annotation of a GenBank genome assembly.
AUGGUCGGACCACAGCCCGGUCAGGAUGAAGCUAAAUCUCCUAGAUUCAGACCAUCGACCUGGAUGUGGAGGCUUAACGAGUCACUGCUCCGGGACCCUGAGGCUUUGGAGCUCUACAUCCGGGAAAAUGGCUCCGCACGGACAUCCCCGAUUUCAAUAUGGGAAGCUCACAAAAGCGUAAUCCGGGGUACGCUCAUCCGUAUCGCCUCGCAAAAGAGGAAGGCGGCCAUGCUGGAGAAGGCUGAACUGUAUAUGUCAAUCUCCAUGCUGGAACACCAACACAAACGAUCCCAGUUAAAUGAGAUCUACGGCGAACUGAUAAGAGCAGAGGCAAAAACUGAAGGCCCUCAUUAUGAGAACACCUCCGCUCAUUGCAGCACAAAAAGGGCUUUUACAAUUUGA